AUGUCAGAUUUUGCCUUUAAUAAUUAUUGUAUACAUUGUGAUAAAUUAUGUUUAAACAAUUCAGUCUAUUGUUCAGAAGAAUGUAAAUCAAUAGCUUAUGAAUCUUCAUUAAAUCAACUACAACAUAAUCAUAAUACAACCAGUACUAAUGGUAAUACCAAUACCAAUACUAGUGCCAGUGCUACCACUAGUACUAGUACUACUACUACUGGUACUACUGGUAGUAGUGUCAAUAGCACUAAUUCAAAUACUCCAUCAUUGGUAUCACCUUUAUUAACUCCAGCCUUAUAUAUACAACUACAACAACAACAACAACUACAACAAUCACAAAUAAAUACUCCAUUACAUUUAUCAUCUUUAACUCCAACUACAGAUUACAACAAUGAAUAUCAUUAUGAAUAUGAUAAUGAUAUUGUUGAUAAUGAUGAUGAUGAAUUGAAUUAUUUUGAUUUGAAUUAUUCAGUUCAAUCAAAUAUCAAUUAUACUACUAAUACAACUAAAUCAAAUAAUGAAUUAAUAAAUUCAACUUCAGAUAAUUAUCGUAAAUGGUUAACUGCAUUAUAA
Messenger RNA from Candida dubliniensis CD36, 564 nucleotides. RefSeq lists its product as uncharacterized. Bases 1 to 564 code for a protein of 187 amino acids. The transcript has a single exon. The record is from RefSeq and is a predicted model, not a curated record. NCBI's taxonomy places the organism in Eukaryota, Fungi, Ascomycota, Pichiomycetes, Serinales, Debaryomycetaceae.